Molecule: messenger RNA, 459 nt
Organism: Anneissia japonica
Lineage: Eukaryota; Metazoa; Echinodermata; Crinoidea; Comatulida; Comatulidae
Product: activated Cdc42 kinase-like
Exons: 3
Biological process (GO): positive regulation of kinase activity; cell surface receptor protein tyrosine kinase signaling pathway; protein phosphorylation
Cellular component (GO): signaling receptor complex
Molecular function (GO): transmembrane receptor protein tyrosine kinase activity; ATP binding
Source: RefSeq, a predicted model, not a curated record
GUGACGGAGUUAGCGCCACUGCGAUCAUUAGCGGAAUGCCUAAAGGAGCCUUCUCUCCGUGGAAGCUUUCCUAUUACAACGUUAUGUGAUUUUGGUGUCCAAAUAGCAUCUGCCAUGGAAUACCUUCAUAGUAAGAACGUUAUCCAUAGAGAUUUGGCAACACGGAAUAUUCUUGUUUUUUCAAAAGAUAAGGUUAAAAUUAGUGAUUUUGGUUUAUCAAGAGCAUUGGGUGUCGGGAAGAACUACUACCAAACUAAUUACAACGUUAACCUUAAGUUGCCAUUAGCCUGGCUAUCCCCCGAAGCAAUAAAUGUCCUCAAGUUCACUCCUGCAAGCGAUGUUUGGGGGUUUGGCGUCACAUUAUGGGAGAUGCUGUCAUAUGGUUUCCAGCCUUGGGCAGCCUUGAAUGGACAGCAGGUUAGUUAAAAUGUUGUAUGCCCAAAAGUUGUAAUAUGACAU